Onychostoma macrolepis is the source of this 2268-nucleotide messenger RNA. It is a transcript of the gene tigarb, whose product is annotated as TP53 induced glycolysis regulatory phosphatase b. The record is from RefSeq and is a predicted model, not a curated record. Gene Ontology annotation, molecular function: fructose-2,6-bisphosphate 2-phosphatase activity. Gene Ontology annotation, cellular component: cytosol. Bases 397 to 1179 code for a protein of 260 amino acids. The transcript has 5 exons. Gene Ontology annotation, biological process: negative regulation of glycolytic process; fructose 1,6-bisphosphate metabolic process; negative regulation of programmed cell death. Lineage: Eukaryota; Metazoa; Chordata; Actinopteri; Cypriniformes; Cyprinidae.
AUACGGCGUCGUCACGUAAAACGUUUGACUUUUCUCAGCGCCUCGUGAGGAUGACCCACAUUGAUUUGAUUUGAAUGCUGUCAAUGCAGGAAGAAAACGUUAGACACGUUCAUUUUAAUGUCAGGGAUAUACAAAACAAACCAAUUUGCAAAACUGAUAAGAGAAGUACAAGAGCAAGAUUCACAGAUUCACAGGAUAAAGCCACAUUUGCAACUCAAGUCACAGGAUUUUGACUGAAUAGCGCCCUCCUGUGGCGCUUUGUAAGCAUUACACGUGCAGUUCUGCACUUCACCGCCAUACUUGAAUUCCCUUAAGUGACGUCAUUAAUCCGCAACACGUUUGUUGACUCGUGAACCAGGAAGAGCUGCCGGUCAUACAUUCUUACAAAUCUGUAUUAUGCUUUCAUUUGCACUGACGAUCGUUCGGCAUGUGUGGAUGAAAGUUUUUCUUCUCCAUUGUGAAGGUCAGGGCAUCGACACACCGCUGUCAGACACGGGACAUCAGCAGGCAGCGGCCGCCGGACAGUACCUCAGAGAUCUGCAUUUCACCAAUGUCUUCGUCAGUAACCUGCAAAGAGCCGUCCAGACAGCUGAAAUCAUUUUAGGAAACAGCCUUCAUUCUUCUGCGACUGAGAUGAUAUUGGAUCCUUUACUCCGAGAGAGGGGUUUUGGGGUGGCAGAGGGAAGACCGAAGGAACAUCUUAAGAACAUGGCGAACGCAGCGGGACAGGCCUGCCGAGAUUAUACACCGCCCGGCGGAGAGACGCUGGAACAGGUAAAGUCGCGCUUUAAGAAGUUCCUCAGAUCCUUGUAUCAGCGCAUGUUAGAGGAGCACGGCUCAGCCGACCAGCGUUCAGCGUUCACCUCUGGACCAUCAGAACCAGAACAGCCUGUGAUUGCUGGACUAGCUGAUGAUGGAGUCCAGAACGUACCCGUCCACGCUCUGAUCGUCAGUCACGGGGCGUUUAUCCGCGUGUCUGUGCGCCACCUAGUGGAGGACCUGCAGUGCUGUUUGCCGGCAGGCCUGAAGAUGAACCAGAUUUUUUCCCCGUGCCCAAACACCGGCAUCAGCAGGUUCAUCAUCACCCUCCGCAGAGAGGAGAGCGGCCCGCGGGCCUCCUGCAUCCAGUGUGUCUUCAUCAACCGGAAAGACCACCUGGAUGACGUCAAAAACUCUUGAUUGACAGUGUUAUGAGGUGUAUCUGAGACUGGUUGGUUUAUGGCCAGUGUUUGUAUUUAUUGCUCCUCAACAACUAAAGCACAUGCAAGUCUGUGUGGUUGAUUUUGUGUAAAUUAUUUAACCGUUAUGCUUUUGAAAGACAUAUGACUGCAUUAAAGGGAUAGUUCACUCAAAAAAAAAUGACAAUUCUGUCAUUGUUUACUAACCCUCAUGUUGUUACAAACUUGUAUGAGUUUUUUUUUUUCUGUUGAGCAUAAAAGAAGAUAUUUAGAAGAAAUUAAAUGGUAGCCAUUGACUUCCAUAUUAUGGAAAAAAAAAAAAUACUGUGGAAGUCGAUGGCUGCCAGAAAGAAACUCACACAUGUUUGGAACAACUUGAGAAUGAGUAAAUGAUGUCUGAUUUUUCCCUUUUAAGUACACUGCAAUAUAAUUUUUUUUUGUCCCAUUUCCCUUUUAAAAACAUUCUUAAAUCAAGAUGCAUUUACUUAACAAGGAAAAUGAAUCAAGGCAUGAAGUCUUGUUUUCUUGUCUUUUGAUACUCAAAUGGAUCAAAAUUAAGUGAGUUUGAUUAAAGCAAGAAAAAAUAUCUGUCAGUGGGUAAGAAUUUUCUUUUUUUUGUUUUUCUCUAUAUUUACUGGUUUUAAUCAUAAGCUCACUUAAUGUUGAUCCGUUUGAGAAGCAAAAUGAUUUAAGAUAUUAAGUCUUGUUUUUCUGAAAAAUUGAUUAAAUUAAAUUAGAAAAAUAUUUGUCAGUGGGGUAAGAAAAAUAAGAUUAUUUUUCUCAAUUUUUUCUUAUUUUAAUCAUAAACUCACUUAAUGUUGGUCAAUUUGAGAAGGACAAUGAUGUAAGAUAAUGAAAAUUGCUUAACAGUAUUUAACUGCAGUGAUGUUGAUCCUGUCAGCUGAUUGAAUGCAAACAAUCGCAAGACGUCUUUUUGAUGUCAUCCGUUAUAUAAGCACUUUAUACUCACACUACCGUGGUUUUGGCCUCUAAAACACUGAAGUAUUCAUGUGUACUGUACAUACAUAUUCAUGUGUAUUUAAUAAAGACAUUCAGAGAAACAUUAAGCCAAGAACAAUUUGGUUUUUAU